Messenger RNA from Nilaparvata lugens (brown planthopper), 2587 nucleotides. RefSeq names its product arrestin domain-containing protein 17. The transcript has 6 exons. Gene Ontology annotation, cellular component: cytoplasm. The record is from RefSeq and is a predicted model, not a curated record. Gene Ontology annotation, biological process: protein transport. Bases 315 to 1211 code for a protein of 298 amino acids. Lineage: Eukaryota; Metazoa; Arthropoda; Insecta; Hemiptera; Delphacidae.
CUGGCAAAAGGCUAAAACUCCAAGUAGGGGUAAAGUGGACCAUUUUCCAUUUAGAUAUUUAGCCUCUCGUUUCGAAAAAACUAGCCUAAAAACUAAAAAAUGUGAAGUCUGAAUCUGAAGGAACACGCCUGUCUUCCUGAGCAGUUUUGUUAUUAGUUCAUACUUAUUUUUAGGUCACUAGUGUAAUUAUUUUUUAUUGCUAACCUCACAGUUACCGCCCUCUAUUGCAUCUAAUGAUUUCUUGUAUGUAGUAAACCUAUAGGUAGUUUCUGAAUAGGCCUUAGAAAGUUAGAAAGUCAAACUACUGUGAUAAAAUGGGUCUGGAAAAGUUUGUAAUAGUAUUUGAUAGUCCUACAAAUGCUUAUUAUGCUGGACAAAAUGUCACGGGACAAGUACAGCUAUUACUGGACAAGCCAAAGAAAAUACGAUCUUUGCAGAUAAAAUUCCUGGGGAAGGGAGAAGUGAAAUGGACAGAGAAUGAGGAAGUAAGACAGAAUGAUGGCAAUACGCGCUCGGAAAAUGUAGUCUACUCAUCUGAUGAGGAGUAUUACACUUUCAAGUAUAACUUGGCUGGAGGAGCAAACAGUGAGCUAGAGCUACCAGCCGGCCAACACAACUACACGUUUGCGGCCAGCCUUCCGCCUCUGCUUCCCUCGUCCUUCGAAGGCGAGCACGGCCACGUGAGGUACUCGGUGACGGCCACACUUGACCGACCCUGGAAGUUCGAUCAACAUGCCACUGCUGUAUUCACCGUCGUCACGCCCAUUGACCUCAACUACAACAUACAUGCCAAGGAGCCGGUGAAGAUGGAAGUGGAGAAGUCGUUCUGCUGCUGCUGGUGCAAGUCGGGUCCACUGCAGCUGGUGCUGGCCAUGCCUCACUCUGGAUGGGUGCCCGGUCAGUCCAUCCCGCUCACCCUCGAACUGGACAAUGCCAGCAAUGUCACUGUCAACAAUCUUAUCGUCAAUCUCGAAAAGGCGGAGGUGGGCGGUUGCCAUAGCAACCUGACAGUGGAAGUGCCUGUGUUUGUGGGGACGGUGCCUGUCUACGAGGCGCCCUUGGCAGGGCCAACUGACGCCCCUUCUGCACCCCCGGCCGCCCCAGGCGUCGAUGCGCCUAUCGGAUUUAAUUUGGACGGCACCCAAUCGCUUUAUCCGUCUAUAUCUACGCCGCUACUACCAACCCAAACAGAUGUCUCAGCAGCUCAAUAAAUUGAAUUUCAUCCUCUAAGCUAGUGACCCCCUGGGUUGGAAAACUCGCUCAUGAACUCUUGUAUUGCAAUCUUGAAUCCGCAACUUUUACCUCCUACCAUGGUAUCAUACUUUUUAAUAAUUGAAUUAAUUAAAUUAAUCUGUUGAAGCUGAAUUUUUAAAUUCUACCUGGAGAAAAAAUAUCAUAAACUUAUGCAACUUUUCUCCUUGAUUCUUCUAAAGCCUUAACAACUACAGAUGUCAAUCAUUCAAGUUAUAAAACUUUCCUAUUUCACCUUGGAUGUCAUGACAAAAUUUGUAUCGUUAAAUUUCGGUUCUUAAAUUAUAAUAUAAUUGCUUUAAGUAUUUUUCCAUGUUUUCAAUUUGAUUUGAAAGAUGGUUCAUUAACUAAGUUAAUUUUUGCUGUUAUCCUUGAAAGAUAUGAUUGAACAACUACUCAGAUGUCAUCAUAAGGUUGUCAACUGCAUGUCCUUGAGGUUUCAAGCAGAUCAACUCGAGUCGUUUUUGAGUAGUAAUAUUUGUCUCGUAAUUUAUUGAACGUCCCUCGUACUUGAAAUUAUACUGACAUUGUUGCCAUACUAAAUAAAUAUAUAAAUACAAUCUAAUAAUUAAUCAGAUAAAUAUGAUCAAUCUAAUCAAUACAAUCAAAUAAUCAUGUUAUCUCAUAUUAAUUAUAUUGUCUUCCUAAACAGAAGUUAUUUAUUUCAAUGAAAUAGGAGUACAGUAGUUAAUUUUUAGAAAGGCUGCUAAAAUUAUCAGCUUUCUGUAAAAUGUGUCAAAUAUAAUAGUUUUUGUAAAGAGCUGCUAAAAGUCACUACCAAAGUAUAAUAAUUCAAAUUAUAGCCUAUAUUUUAUUGAUAUAUACUGACAAUUGAAUAUACAGGUAUAAUAGACGUGCUUGAAAAUUUUAUAUUAUUCUUAUAUAUUUCAUAGAGUCGCCUUCAAGCUAGAUAUAAGGAUAUUAAUUUUCAUGUAUAAGAAUGUUUUAUUGAAUUUUAAGUUUGAAAGUGCCUGCUAUUUGUUAAACUUUUUAAUAUUAUCAUACGCACAACUGUUGAAUCUCGUCCAAGAAUAAAAUAUAUAAUGUAUCGUAGAGGGAAGUCGUAUUUUGCCCCUAGAGAAUAAUGUUUGUAAACUUUUUCAAGAUAUACAUUUACAAUGGUAGGAUAGACCUACCUACCUAAUUGUUUACGUUUGCCCUAUUUUAUUAUUUGUUUGAUAAUUUUAUAUUUUAUUGGAAAUUGUGCGAAUUUCACUAUUAUGUUUGUAUUCUAUGUAUUAAAAAUGUAAAUCAAGCUAUUAUGUGUUACAAUUAACGUAAACUGUUUCCCUUAAAUGUUUGGAUACGACUAAUAAAGAUUGUGCUAUUUAUUAAA